AACCCAGCAUCCGAUCGCAUCAUCUGAUUGCACAUUUCCUGAUUUGCACACUAUAAAAGACGCUACCUCCGUGGCAGAAGCAAGCAGGAGAGGGAAGGGGAGAGCAGGAGAGCCACCAGGACCUCUGAGAAGCCCAGAUACCAAGAGUAAAGAUGUUUCAAACUGGGGGCCUCAUUGUCUUCUGUGGGCUGCUGGCCCAGACCACAACCCUGCUGGAAGCCCUGUCUUUGCCCCUGGAACAUACCCUGUUUUUGGAGGUGACUCCAGGCCAGGACCCAAGUCCCACAGAUCUUGCUGGAGACUUAACAGAUGGCCUCAGCAGUGGCCUGCUCUCUGGGGGUCUAUUGGACAUUCUCGAAAACCUUCCACUUUUGAACAUCCUGAAGACUGGAGGAGGCACUUCUGGUGGCCUGCUUGGGGGCCUGCUUGGGAAAGUGACUUCAAUGGUCCCCCUCCUGGACAGUAUCAUUGAAUUGAAGAUCACUAACCCCCAGCUGCUGGAACUUGGACUUGUGCAGAGCCCUGAUGGUCAUCGUCUCUAUGUCACCAUCCCUCUAGGCAUAGUCCUCAAUGUGAAUACGCCCCUGACCAGCAGUCUGGUAAAGCUGGCUGUGAAGUUAAACAUCACUGCAGAAAUUUUAGCUGUGAAAAAUGAUCAGGGGAAGAUUCAUCUGAUUCUUGGUGACUGCACUCACUCCCCUGGGAGCCUGCAAAUCUCCCUGCUUAAUGGAUUUGCUCCCCUCCCUGUUCAAAGUCUUGUGGACAGUCUCAGCAGCUUCUUGAAUAAAGUCCUUCCUGAGCUGGUACAGGGCGAGGUAUGCCCUCUGGUCAAUGAGGUUCUCAGUGAGUUGGACGUCACCUUGGUACAUUCCAUUGCUGAGUUACUGAUCCAUGGGCUGGAAUUUGUCAUCAAAGUCUAAGCCUUCUGGGAAAGGGACCCGGCUACUGUUGAACUGCUUCCAAGGGCUCACAGAAGGCUGACCCAUGUCCUGGACAGUGACACGGCCACUGCUUGUGGACCAGAGGAGCUUUCUCUCCAAGGAAACCCCACUCUCCCUCCUUCCCCACCAAACAUGUGUUACAGCCCAUGUUCUUCACCAAAUAAAGUUGCUCUUUCUCUGCACCGGG
Molecule: messenger RNA, 1128 nt
Organism: Canis lupus familiaris (dog)
Lineage: Eukaryota; Metazoa; Chordata; Mammalia; Carnivora; Canidae
Gene: BPIFA1
Product: BPI fold containing family A member 1
Exons: 9
Coding region: 153-920 (255 amino acids)
Biological process (GO): innate immune response; antimicrobial humoral immune response mediated by antimicrobial peptide; antibacterial humoral response
Molecular function (GO): lipid binding
Source: RefSeq, a predicted model, not a curated record